AUGGCAGGCAUCUUUGUGCUGUUGUCUUUAGUGCUUUGCUGCUUCCCAGAUGCUGCCUUUGGGGUUGAGGUGGACUGCAGUAGGUUUCCCAACACUACGAAUGAGGAAGGCAAAGAGGUGUUGCUCUGCACCAAGGACCUCAGCCCCAUUUGUGGUACCGAUGGAGUCACGUACAGCAAUGAGUGUCUGCUGUGUGCCUACAACAUAGAAUACGGAACCAAUAUCAGCAAAGACCAUGAUGGAGAAUGCAAGGAAGCUGUCCCUGUUGACUGCAGCACAUAUCCUAACAUGACAAAUGAGGAAGGCAAAAUGAUGUUAGUCUGCAACAAGAUGUUCAGCCCUGUCUGUGGCACCGACGGGGUCACCUACGACAAUGAGUGCAUGCUGUGUGCGCACAACGUAGAGCAAGGGACCAGUGUUGGCAAGAAGUAUGACGGCAAAUGUAAGAAGGAAGUUGCUACAGUUGACUGCAGCGACUACCCUAAACCUGCCUGCACGAUGGAAUACAUGCCUCUCUGUGGCUCCGACAACAAAACGUACGGCAACAAGUGCAACUUCUGCAAUGCAGUCGUGGACAGCAAUGGGACUCUCACUUUAAGCCAUUUUGGAAAAUGCUGA
Molecule: messenger RNA, 618 nt
Organism: Cygnus atratus (black swan)
Lineage: Eukaryota; Metazoa; Chordata; Aves; Anseriformes; Anatidae
Product: ovomucoid
Exons: 8
Coding region: 1-618 (205 amino acids)
Molecular function (GO): protein binding; serine-type endopeptidase inhibitor activity
Source: RefSeq, a predicted model, not a curated record